AUGGCGCACCACGAGGACGAUCACAGCUACCAUGCCAAGGAUGCCAUCUCGGCAGCCAUGAAGGCGACCAUGCUCACUGGUGGAGUUGGUCUGUUCGCAUCGGCCGUGCAAAACACCCUCACCCGACAGAACGUCGGACCUCUGGGCAUCUUCAUCCGUGGUGGAGGUACCAUUGGUGUCUUCGCCGCCAUGGGUGGUACCUACGAGUUCGUUAAGACCGCCUCCGCCAACCUGCGCGAGAAGGAGGACCACUACAACACCGCCCUCGGUGGCUUCUUCUCUGGCGCUAUCCUUGGACUGCGUGUCCGCACAUUCCCCGCUCUGCUCGGAUACGGCCUUGCUCUGUCCACCGCCAUGACUGCCUUCGAGUACACCGGUGGCAGCCUCUUCGGAUACCAGAAGGACACAUCUGUCGAUGAGUUCGACCGCCGCACAGCCCUGCGCAAGGCAUUCCAGACCCCCGGCGAGCAGACCAUCGCCGAAUUGGGCGAGGGACGCGGUAUCUACGGCCCCGGCUACGAGGAGAGACGCCGCGAGCGCAUCAAGGAUGCUUACGGCAUUGAGGUUCCCACAUCCCCAGUUCCUGCAUCAUAA
Messenger RNA from Penicillium olsonii, 594 nucleotides. The record is from the annotation of a GenBank genome assembly. Lineage: Eukaryota; Fungi; Ascomycota; Eurotiomycetes; Eurotiales; Aspergillaceae.